GAAGACCUAGUCCUAUAAAAUGGAUGAGGAUCCAUUGAGCCGGAUUAGGAUCUAUUGACAUCUCUAAUUUAGACUAGAAUCAAACAUUACUUUUACCAAAUCUCAAUUACCAAUCUUUCAAAAAAAAAAAAAAAAUCUCAAUCACCAAAGUGCCCUUGCAGUAUUGUUUAAAACUUCAAAGAUACGGAGUAGUAUUUACGUAGUAUUUUUUUAACACCGCCCUUUCGAUUCUUAACUACAAAUAGGCACCCCUUUCCACCGAUCCAACCCUCACACACAGAAACCCUUAAAAACAAGUGUCUAUUUCGAAACCUGUAGAUGGAGGACACGCAAAUUUCGCUGCAAUUAACGAGCUAGAUGCUCUCUUUGACGCAAUGUCUGCCCUUAAAGAUAGUGUCGUAGCAUCUAAACCUGACAAAUCUGAUGAAUCUCCUCCAAAGAAGCGUCUCCGUUACUACUCAUCCGAUUCCGAUGUAUCUGAUGAUGAAGGGUCUGCAAGAGACGAGGAUAAUUUUGCAGUUUUUCGUAAAAUGGCUAAGGAGGUGCUGAAAUAUUACAAUUCGAUUCACAAGGAUGCUGAUUAUGAAUGUGUGGUGAUUGUUGCACAAAGUCCGUAUAUGGGUAGAGGACGCCGGGGUUAUGGUGUUCAUAUGAACUUCUUUGCUCGUCAGAAAGACAAUGAUUCUUCUCCAGAGCUAUUUUAUGCUGAUAUGUUCGGUUGUCGUUCAGAGCGAGAGAUUAAGUGUUGUAUUCUGAAUCCCAGUCCCAUUUCCUUUGAUGAAUUUGUCCCCGGUAUUGGUCCUAGUCCAUGGGUUUAUCAUCCUCCAAAUGUAAAGUGUGCGGAUUGCGAGGCUAUGGCUGAGGUGAUGGCUAAGUAUGAAUUCAAAGACGAUGAUGAUGAUGGUAUUGAUAUGUUCUAAUCUAGGAGUGAGUAUAAUUUACAUCCUUGUGUAAGACGGUUGUAUUUAGAGUAGUUGUUUAUCACUUUCUAAUAUCUCACCUCUGAGAUGCCCAAAACUGUUCUAGCAUUCUCAAAAUUCAAAGACUGACUGACUGCUUUGUUAAAUAAUGGCGAUCUUUUAUCAUUGAAAGAAAAUGUAUCACUUAUCUCUAAGACUUAUUAACUUAUUUAUGAUG
Molecule: messenger RNA, 1137 nt
Organism: Chenopodium quinoa (quinoa)
Lineage: Eukaryota; Viridiplantae; Streptophyta; Magnoliopsida; Caryophyllales; Amaranthaceae
Exons: 6
Coding region: 375-920 (181 amino acids)
Source: RefSeq, a predicted model, not a curated record